AUGGUUGCUUUAAUAUCCUUUGUUGUUGCUGCUCUUGCAGGCACCGCCCUUGCUCGCCCGGGCUACAAGUUCCCAGAACUCGAGGUUAGAGGAACAGGGGGUCACCAUCAUCAUCCGCCUCCAAUGACCACCGGAAACCCCCCUGAGCCUACUACCCCCAAUCCUCCCGGCCCUGGGACUCAGACCAUCACUACUACCCAAACCGAUACCAUCACUCUUACCACCUUCGUCCCUCACUCCACUGCAGUUGCAACUAUUCCAGGCCACACCUGGUACAGCACCUGGCUAGAGGCCUCUACCUACACUACAACCACUUGCUAUCCAGUAACCGAAACUCCGCAAGUCCCAGAGCCUACCCCAACACAGCCACCAGAAACCUGCCAUGGCAAUGACUGCGAAGGCGAAGGCAACGGCCACGGCAGCGAGUACACAUGCCCACCACCAGCCACUGUCACUGUCACCGUUACUGAGUGCCGAGGAGACGGCUGUGAACAGCCACCAGUCACUCCUCCGCCAGCAGGCCCUACUCACUGCCCUAGCUGCCAGACUUAUACUAUUACCGAUAUCCACGAAGGAACAAAUACCAUUGUCGUCCCUCCCCAGACCAUUCUCCCACCACCCGGCCAGUGCGAUAGAUGUCAGACCUAUACCAUCACCGAUAUCCAUGAGGGAACUAAGACCAUCACCAUCCCCCCUGAAACAACUAUUUCCACGGUGACUCCACCAACCUCUAACCCCCAGCCAACGGGCACCGGUACCGGUACCGGACCCCAGCCAUCUGAGCCAGGCACCACCUACACUCUUCCAACCCUAACCCCUCAACAGCCUAGCGGAACCGGUUCUCCCCAGCGCCGAUGGUGGAUCUAG
Microsporum canis CBS 113480 is the source of this 867-nucleotide messenger RNA. RefSeq names its product extracellular proline-rich protein. NCBI's taxonomy places the organism in Eukaryota, Fungi, Ascomycota, Eurotiomycetes, Onygenales, Arthrodermataceae. Bases 1 to 867 code for a protein of 288 amino acids. The record is from RefSeq and is a predicted model, not a curated record. The transcript has a single exon.